AUGGAACACAGCCAAGAUAUGAACAUAGGUCUGACGCUAAAGCCUGUGCCCUUUUUGCAUCUCCAAAUUACCAGGACCCUCUCCCCAGGGUUCCGGACCCCCAACCCCGGAUAUGCUCCCCCAGGGCCAUCCAGUGGUUCUACCUCCAGGAUUACUGAUUUAGCCUCUUCCCCCUCCCGCUCAGGGCUGCCCCCAGACCCCGACCUCCAGUCCCGCCCGGGUGCUGCCCCCGCGCCCCCGGCCGCCCCCCACCGGGGCGGGGCGCGCGGAGGCGGGGGCGCGCUGGCGGCCGAGGCGGCGGCGGCGGCGGCGAAGGCAGGCGGGCCGGGCGCGUGUCCGCGGCGCCGUGACUCGGCGGCUCCGCAGCGGCUGCAGCGGGAGGACCCGGCCGGAGCCGCCGCCGCCGCCAUCGCAGCCGGGCGGCCGGGCCCCGCCGCCGGGAUGCCGAGGAGCCGGGGCGGCCGCGCCGCGCCGGGGCCGCCGCCGCCGCCGCCGGGCCAGGCCCCGCGCUGGAGCCGCUGGCGGGUCCCCGGGCGGCUGCUGCUGCUGCUGCUGCUGCCCGCGCUCUGCUGCCUCCCGGGCGCCGCGCGGGCGGCGGCAGCGACGGCGGGGGCCGGGAACCGGGCGGCGGUGGCGGUGGCGGUGGCGGUGGCGGUGGCGCGGGCGGACGAGGCGGAGGCGCCCUUCGCCGGGCAGAACUGGUUAAAGUCCUAUGGCUAUCUGCUUCCCUAUGAUUCACGGGCAUCUGCGUUGCACUCAGGGAAGGCCUUGCAGUCAGCAGUCUCCACUAUGCAGCAGUUUUACGGGAUCCCAGUCACCGGUGUGUUGGAUCAGACAACGAUCGAGUGGAUGAAGAAACCCCGAUGUGGUGUCCCUGAUCACCCCCACUUAAGCCGCAGGCGGAGAAACAAGCGCUAUGCCCUGACUGGACAGAAAUGGAGGCAAAAACACAUCACCUACAGCAUUCACAACUAUACCCCAAAAGUGGGUGAGCUAGACACGCGGAAAGCUAUUCGCCAGGCUUUCGACGUGUGGCAGAAGGUGACCCCACUGACCUUUGAAGAGGUGCCAUACCAUGAGAUCAAAAGUGACCGGAAGGAGGCAGACAUCAUGAUCUUUUUUGCUUCUGGUUUCCAUGGUGACAGCUCCCCAUUUGAUGGAGAAGGGGGAUUCCUGGCCCAUGCCUACUUCCCUGGCCCGGGGAUUGGAGGAGACACCCACUUUGACUCCGAUGAGCCAUGGACGCUAGGAAAUGCCAACCAUGACGGGAACGACCUCUUCCUGGUGGCUGUGCAUGAGCUGGGCCACGCGCUGGGACUGGAGCACUCCAGCGACCCCAGCGCCAUCAUGGCGCCCUUCUACCAGUACAUGGAGACGCACAACUUCAAGCUGCCCCAGGACGAUCUCCAGGGCAUCCAGAAGAUCUAUGGACCCCCAGCCGAGCCUCUGGAGCCCACAAGGCCACUCCCUACACUCCCCGUCCGCAGGAUCCACUCACCAUCGGAGAGGAAACACGAGCGCCAGCCCAGGCCCCCUCGGCCGCCCCUCGGGGACCGGCCAUCCACACCAGGCACCAAACCCAACAUCUGUGACGGCAACUUCAACACAGUGGCCCUCUUCCGGGGCGAGAUGUUUGUGUUUAAGGAUCGCUGGUUCUGGCGCCUGCGCAAUAACCGAGUGCAGGAGGGCUACCCCAUGCAGAUCGAGCAGUUCUGGAAGGGCCUGCCUGCCCGCAUCGACGCGGCCUAUGAAAGGGCCGAUGGGAGAUUUGUCUUCUUCAAAGGUGACAAGUAUUGGGUGUUUAAGGAGGUGACGGUGGAGCCUGGGUAUCCCCACAGCCUGGGGGAGCUGGGCAGCUGUCUGCCCCGUGAAGGCAUUGACACAGCUCUGCGCUGGGAACCUGUGGGCAAGACCUACUUUUUCAAAGGCGAGCGGUACUGGCGCUACAGCGAGGAGCGGCGGGCCACGGACCCUGGCUACCCUAAGCCCAUCACCGUGUGGAAGGGCAUCCCACAGGCUCCCCAAGGGGCCUUCAUCAGCAAGGAAGGAUAUUACACCUACUUCUACAAGGGCCGGGACUACUGGAAGUUUGACAACCAGAAACUGAGCGUGGAGCCAGGCUACCCGCGCAAUAUCCUGCGUGACUGGAUGGGCUGCAACCAGAAGGAGGUGGAGCGGCGGAAGGAGCGGCGGCUGCCCCAGGACGACGUGGACAUCAUGGUGACCAUCAACGACGUGCCAGGCUCCGUGAACGCCGUGGCUGUGGUCAUCCCCUGCAUCCUGUCCCUCUGCAUCCUGGUGCUGGUCUACACCAUCUUCCAGUUCAAGAACAAGACAGGCCCUCAGCCUGUCACCUACUAUAAGCGGCCAGUCCAGGAGUGGGUGUGAGCAGCCCAGAGCCCUCUCUAUCCACUCAGUCUGGCCAGCCAGGCCCUUCCUCACCAGGGUCUGAGGGGCAGCUCUGGCCACUGCUCACCAGGGCCAGCAGGGCCCUAGGCUGGGGUCGUACAGCUGAAGUGGUGGGUGCAUUGGCCUAGGCUGAGCAUAGGGCAGGGAAUUAUGGGGGCUGUGCCCAAGGAUGGGUGUCUGGCACCCAGCUGCCAGCCUUCUGUCCUGGGCAAACUACUCCCUACUUAAGGGAAUAGGCCAGGCUCCAUCCGGAGGCAGGGACCAUGCCAGGAGGAGCCCCUGUGGUCACGGCAUCCCGUGGUGUCCAUGAGGUACCAAAGCUCCACUCCUGGCUGGAACCCAGCACCCUCUGUGGGAAGCCAGCACUAGCUCUCAUCCCCCAUCCAGGAGAUGCCACCAGUCCUGGUCCCCUUUUGCUAACAACUGCUGGUCAGAUGUCCCCCUACCCCCACCCCACUGUCCUCCAAGGCUACAGGACCCCUGCUUCUGACACAGUGGCAACAAGCCUGGGUUUCCCUGCUGGCAGACGGCAGAUCCCUCAGGAAACCUGCUCCACUUGUCAGGGUCUCUUCGGAGACCCAGGAUUUAGGGUCACAUGCUGCAGGCAGGGCUGUGGCCCAGCUGGGUCUGACAAGGACCCAGCUGUCACAUCGUGAAUAUUUAAAUGUCCUGUCACUACUGUUUAAAGUCCCAUUUUGCAAAGGCUGCUUGAGGCUUUAGGUGAACUAGAGGUGACUGUCUUGGUGAUGAGGCCAGCAUAGUGGCCCUCCCCCAGGCGACAAGGACCAAGGUGCUGCUAAGGCCACUCCAGCGCCCAGACACCCCAGCAGCUGAGCUCUUGUCCUAUGGCUACAGAGCUGGGGCAGAAGCUGACCCCAUUUCUGGAGGAAGAUCCAAGUUUGUGACCGUCCUCCACUCCCCUCUAUUGUCCCUGUCCCCAGCUUUGCUCCAGUCUGUCACUUGCAGCCUGGGGCUCAGCCUCACCAAUUAGGUGAGGCAGAGAUGGCUGCAGGGCCAACACUGGCAGAGCCUGGGAGUCCUUCGGAAGGGGACCAGGGCAUCUGAAGUGCUCAGCGCCCCCACUACUCCGAGGCCGACUCCAGCUACUCUGAGGCCGACUCAAUCUCUCGGCUGGAAGCAGUGUUUUCCCAGAGCUUGGCCCUUGCUGACCUCGCUCACUGGGCCCAUCUUCCCACACUGCUCUUAGAAGGGCACCCCUACCGGUAGCAGCCUCAAGCCGAGGGAGCUCCCUUUUUGACCUUCACUGGCCCGCCCUUCACUGUCUCUGGCAGGAAUUCCUAGGGCUUGGCCUGCCUUGCUCCAGUACAGCGGAGGCAGCCCUGCUUGUCACUGAAGAGCCCUGGACAAGGCCAAUGGGUUCAUCAAUGCCCACUGGCUCUCUGCCAAAGCCAAAAAGAGGUGUCAGGCAGUCUCCAGCGUGCUGGCCGGGUCUCAGAUGCCACCCCUGCUCACUGAGCCUGCAUGGGCCUUGCCCCCGACCCUGUGGUCUCUGGGAUUGGGGUCGGCUUACCCUGUAGCACAGACAGGGACUCCUGCUGCCCUGGGAGCUGUCUCAAGCAAAAUCUCUUGUCCCAGAGGUGCCCGUGUGGGUCCGCUGUGUCCCAUCAUCAUCCUUGUUUUUUCUCAUUUUGGCCAAGGGCAGGCUCCCUGGGACAGGCAGGGAACAACUGCGGAGAUAUUAGUGAUUCAUAGGUUUGUACAGUGUUUUAUACUUUGCAAAGCACUUUAUUAGCUCACACCUGUCCACUCACAUGAAACUCGUGUUAGGCCCUGGGAGGCUGACGGUAACUCUCACUGUGCCCUCAGAUGAAGCACAGAGAGGUGGUUACUUGCCCGGGCCAACCAGUGGGCUGGCUGGGUCUUGUGUCCCCAUCUGUGGACCCCUCCAGGGUAUGAGAUGAGAUGAGAAGUGUCUCCUGUAUCCACCUCUUCCUGGCCUCCUUUCCCCCACUUCCUGGUCCCUGUCCACUCCUCAGGUUGGUGCUCUCACUUCUUGAAAGCUCUAGGCACCCCCGCCUCCCGCCAGGCUCCACAUUGGCUCCUGGCAGGCCAGCUGAGAAUGAACAGGAGAUGGAGGCAGGCAGCCCAGGCUGCAGAGGUGAGGGAUGUGGGGCCAGGCGCAGAGGGCUCAGCCUAGAGGCUUCCAAUCUCAGAUUCUCCUGCCUGUGGUCAUCUGUUUGUCCAUCACCCCAGGACAGGGCAGACAGAGGGGCAAAGCACUGGGGGCCCCAGAGCCUAGCUUCCCCUCAGCCUGGGGGACAUCACAGCAUUUCAGUGUCAGUCACAUUUUAAACUGAUCAGCCUUUGUAUAAUGUUUUUUAAAUCAUUUCUAAAUAAAACAGAAAUACAGAGUGUGUCAUUUCCCUGGGAUGAGGGAACAAAGAUCAGGUUCCAAGAGUAACCUUAAGACGCUCUGGGAGGAGAACCGGGUCCUUUGGGGUGUCUGGGAGCUGCCCACGCAUCUCCUCUGCCAGACCGGCAGUCAGAUAUCCUCCCUCUACAACAGGCUGGCCCUGGGGGCCCAGGGUUAUUGGGGUUCCAGGAACACAGCCUGAUGAUGCCUCCUUAGGAUCCAGGAUGGGGAGCAGCCCCCCUCAGGAGUAUGGGGAGGGUCACUGUGGCAAGGGCUUCUCCAAAGUCAAGGCCCCUGGUG
Pongo pygmaeus (Bornean orangutan) is the source of this 5083-nucleotide messenger RNA. RefSeq names its product matrix metallopeptidase 24 (gene MMP24). Gene Ontology annotation, cellular component: plasma membrane; extracellular matrix. Gene Ontology annotation, biological process: extracellular matrix organization; proteolysis; collagen catabolic process. The transcript is spliced from 11 exons. The record is from RefSeq and is a predicted model, not a curated record. Lineage: Eukaryota; Metazoa; Chordata; Mammalia; Primates; Hominidae. The coding region runs from base 1 to 2388 and encodes 795 amino acids. Gene Ontology annotation, molecular function: metalloendopeptidase activity; zinc ion binding.